AUGGCCGACCUCCCACCCCCCUCCACCCUGUCGACUCUCCCCUACGAUGCACAACUACGGGUGCUGGACACCCUCUUCGAGCCGUCGCCCGAGCUGCACCAGCUGAUGCAGCCCGUGCUGGCUGGCCAGUCCUUCAACUCCUACUCCGCGCUUAUCGACGCCGUGGGCGGGCGCAUGUCUGCGCUGUCCGCAGAUAACUCACCCACCGAUCGCAAAGUACUCGUUGGCAUUCUCGGCUCACAUCCGCGACUGGGCCGGGCGCCGGCCAACCCGGAACACCUGAGCGAGCUGAGCAAGAAGGAACAGGCGCAAUUGAACACUGGGGCCGAGGAACAGGCAGAAAAGCUACGCGCAUUGAAUGCAGAAUACGAGGAGAAAUUCCCGGGGCUGCGAUUUGUGUCCUUUGUCAACGGCCGCAGUCGCGAGAUGAUCAUGGUCGAGAUGCGCCAGCGCAUUGACCGGGGCGACGGCGAGCGCGAAAUCGCCGAAACUAUCCAGGCAAUGUGCGAUAUCGCCAAAGACCGCGCGGGAAAGCUGCAGGCGAGGAUGUAG
Molecule: messenger RNA, 552 nt
Organism: Penicillium lagena
Lineage: Eukaryota; Fungi; Ascomycota; Eurotiomycetes; Eurotiales; Aspergillaceae
Product: 2-oxo-4-hydroxy-4-carboxy-5-ureidoimidazoline decarboxylase
Exons: 2
Coding region: 1-552 (183 amino acids)
Source: RefSeq, a predicted model, not a curated record